AAGUGGGCAGAAACUGAACACUCUUCAUAGGCAUACCUGACUUUUAUAACUACAUAAUCGACUAGUAUACGUUAUUUGCAGCAGGUGAAAGUUCUCGGUGACUUCGCUCCGCUCAGAAGGGAAGAGGAAAUCGAACAUGGCUGACCAGGUUGACGUGCGAACGGACCAAGUUUUAUUUCAAACUCCUGAAAGUUAUCGGCCAAAAAUGAAAUGCUGGGCACCAACAAACUUGUAUUCACUUGGAGUUGAAGACUCCUAUAGGAGGUUUGAAACCAUUAUACGAACUGUUCAUCUCGACGAUUUUGUACAAGCCGUGGUGGAAAGUAAAAUAAUCCAAUGUCCCAUGACACAAAGCACGCACUUGUGGAAUUCCGAGCUAAUGGCAGCCUGGUUCGGAAUGCCUGUUUACGACCACAACUGGUAUGGCAAUGUAAGCUUUGUGGUAAACUUCAAUAGCUUCCUGAAUACUUUUAAUCAUUUUAAGACAUAUUUUGUGGAGGUUGCAGAAUAUCACACUCAAAAUGCAUCGAGACUAUUGUUCUCAAGCAAAUUUCAUAAUUUGAGGGAAUACAACCCUACAAUACCGGGAGGUCCGUGGUACAUGGAUUCGAACAAUGACCACUGGUUCCCCACAAGUGCCAGGUCGUACAAAAGCGAUUUUCCUUGUCCAAAUGGACACGCCCUAGAGUUCAUGCUUGAGUUAAACGAAGAUGAGGCCAAGAAGCUAUAUCACAUGUCAGCUAAGCAGGCUGCAGAUCAUUCUCAGGCAAACAUCCCAGGAUAUAUGAAAUGCAAGAAAUUUAGGUCAGGGGCAAUUUGGCAGAACUGCCCUUUUCCACUGUCCCCGGAACAGACCAUUGGCCAACUCAAUGAGUGGAAUGUGGCUAUACAGUGGGCCUAGGGAUAUUGAGAAUGUCCAUGGCAGAAGCACUCGCAAAAGUCUCCUGGCAAAUGAAUGCAUGUAGGGUAAAACUAGUAUUUUAUUCCAUGAUUUUCAUAUAUAUAUAUAUAUAUAUAUAUAUAUAUAUAUAUAUAUAUAUAUUAUAUAU
Messenger RNA from Penaeus monodon (black tiger shrimp), 1049 nucleotides. RefSeq lists its product as uncharacterized. Bases 137 to 901 code for a protein of 254 amino acids. The transcript has 4 exons. The record is from RefSeq and is a predicted model, not a curated record. NCBI's taxonomy places the organism in Eukaryota, Metazoa, Arthropoda, Malacostraca, Decapoda, Penaeidae.